GUAUUGCAGAUAGACUUUAGGCAUAUUGCAGAGGAGAGGACAUUUAUGAGUUGUUUUUGAGCCGUAGUGUUAUCUACAUGAAGUUAGUUGGGUGAAUUGGAGAGAGCGGAUAUGUAUAUAGUAUAAAAUUGAGUAAACAGAACGAAAACUGUUAGUGUGAGGGUCAUUUUCUCGACAUUUUUUUCAUACACUGCUCGGAACAUUCGAGAAACGAGCAAUUACCCUACUUUCAGUCAUAGUUAAAAAAUUAUAAGGGUGUUGUUACGGAAUUUUUAGACUUUUUUGCAAACGACCAGCUAUUUCUGGAAAAUCGUUAGGGCGAUUGGUUUAGAAAACGACAUACUGUAUUAAGUUAAAACGACUUGUGUUUAAUCGACAUUAAAAACGGUUGUUUUGUUUCAUAAUUGCAGUUAGCUUGAUUCGUUUGCAGGGACUGAACGAGCUUGUGUUCGGUGUUAAGUUCUUCACGUGUAUUUUUAUUUAUGUAUGAUUACAGCGAUAGCGCACAAUAAAGGUGUUGGUAUUUUAUGUUAACUGACCCGUGGUUACUGUUUAAAGGGUCGUAAACUGCACUGAAUCUUACCGUUGCACGGCGCUGUUGAGAGUUUAGGACUGUUGCAGCAUGUCGGGACAGCGAAGACCACUGAUCACCCAUUCUUGGGAGGAAAACGAGUGCUUAACCUACUAUGGAAUGCAGUCUCUGCACGAAAUGUUUGAUGUGAUCGGCUCUCAUCUGACGGACAAUGACGUUGAGGCCUUAUCGUUUUUAUUGGAAGAGCUUUAUCCGGCUUCUCACCCGUUGGACCCAACAACAUGGGUGGUGGACCGGGCCGCCGAAGAUGAUUUGGGCCCCGAAGAUAACGGACCUUCGCCUAGUCUCCUGCGAGCUUGGCAGCGGUACCAACGCACAACAACCACCAAUUCUAAUCAACUCUUGUGUACUUUCAAUGCACUCCGACCAAAGAACGGUGUAGAAUUGCUCCUGCAACUUGAGAAGCGAGGCUUGUGUAAUGAGUCCAGUUUCAACCAUCUACUACAGCUGUUGCGCAUCCUUACUCGGCAUGAUUUGAUCUCUUUCGUCACCCAAAAAAGACGAAGGACAGUGUCUCCUGAGCGAUAUAGUUAUGAAAUGCCCACUUCUAACUCAAAGGAGGAAGGAAUUGAAGUGAAGCAUGAUAAAAGCCCCAAAGAGCCUAUAAGUGGAGAAGGCCAGUGGAGAGCAGGUGUGGAUCCGAAUUUGUCACAUUCCACCAGUCACACACCUCGGCGUGGUAAGAAGCGUCGAAGUGGUAAACUCCAUAAACCUAGAGCAAGAGGAGGCGAAUCGAGCUUGCUGCAGUCUUCACCUGUCCAGGAUAGAGUGACAUGUGACAUAAGGCUCCGUGUUCGUGCAGAGUAUUGUGAGCAUGACAGCAUCCUCAAUGGAAAUGUUGUUUCUAAUAAGCAACAUGCACUGGAGCGCCAAUUUGAGCUCUUCAACCAAUCCAACACUAUCCUGAAGUCCCGUGACCUGGGGUCCAUCAUUUGUGACAUCAAAUUUUCAGAACUCUCCUACCUUGAUGCCUUCUGGAAUGAUUACCUUAAUGGAUCUCUACUUGAAGCUUUGAAAGGUGUCUUCAUUACAGACUCUUUAAAACAAGCAGUAGGACAGGAAGCAAUUCGGUUAUUGGUCAACGUUGACGAGGAUGAUUACGAAGAGGGUCGACGCCUGCUUUUAGAAAACCAUCCUCUGCAGUGACUCAGGUUUCCACAAGAGGGCAGAGCUUGCACCUUUAAUUUCAAGAUGAUUUGAAGGGAAGGAAGUGCAAUUGAUUGCAACUAUCAAAAUAAGGACCUUGUGGAAUUACUGUUCAUUUUCCCCUCCCCUGUGGCUGCCAUUAACCUUGACUUUUGAAGAUUUAUCUUAAAGAGUACUGGUUCAUUUUGGUGUACACAGGUUAUUCCCACAAACAUCCUGUUCAAAAUCUGGUAAAGUCUUUAGAGGGGUGCGGACAGGUUUUUUUUUUUUUUUCUAUCUUGGUUUCACCUUGUAGUACUGUCAAGGUGCAACGUUUCUCUGUCACGAAGGUAAUAUGAUUAAUAAGGUUGCAUGUUGCAGUCUUGUUGAUCUGUUAAGUGUUCGAUGAUUUGGGAGAGGAGGGGAAGCAAUGACUGAGCCUGGUCCAUUUAUUAUGGAAGGCAGAUGGAAUAAGUUGUUCAGACUUGCAAAAUGUUACCUUUUUAUAAUAGUGGUGCUGUAAUUCUCAGGGCCUUCCAUGAAGUAACCCUGUGUUGCUUAAAAAGGAACUAGAGAAGUCACUUGCCGUGAUCUGUAAGAACAGAUGGGGAUGGCAAGUGACCUAUACCUCGGUUUAACUUUGCAACAUCUAAGGCAUCUCAGUUCUCUAAACUUCUACCAAUCGGUUCCUGUGUUGACAUGCAGUGGAUUGGUCUAUGAGAAACCUGGGAUUUUAACUUAAAAGGGAAUUAAGUUUGUGUCAUUGCAAGUGAAUUGUAGAUCAAGUUUUAGUAGAUGGGCAUCUGUGAAGCCAGGUGUACUGCUGAACAUCAAGUAUUUAAAGGCUGCCAAUAGUUUUGAAACAUGAAUUGACUUACUUGAAUUUUGUGCCUCACAACCAAGCAGGGUAAAGAAUAUGACAAAUUACCCUUGGUGGAAACCCUUAAUCCUGUCUGUAUAGGCUGUGUUUGGUUUCUACCUCCCACGUCACCUGCUUGGCUUAAGUACCUUUUGAAUUGGCCAAGACUGUGCCCUACCUAGAUGUGAUAUGUUUAGUAUGGCAGCAGUUGGAACAUGUGGAGAUUGUUCCCAGACCUCAAAAAAUUAAUCCACAGAGAUGAAUUGAUUCAUUGUAGCGUUUCUCUGAUUAGAUUAAUUCCAGAAUUGGAGAGAAAAAAAAAAUUCUUGUUUUGUUCAGUCUGACGUGUAAACGGUGUAGGACUGAAAAAAUAUGUAUAUCCUGGUUUUAAGAAGAGCAGUUUUUUUUUGUUUUCCUAAUGUAAAUUGAAGUAGCGUUUCUAUUAAGUUGGAUGAUAGCGUUUUCUGUACAGAUCAUUUCUGAUAAAUUUGUUUUGACUAUUAUGGCUUAAUAUAUUUGUAUGAAAAAUAAAAACUAUAUUCAUUAAAUAAA
Messenger RNA from Polypterus senegalus (gray bichir), 3128 nucleotides. It is a transcript of the gene dedd2, whose product is annotated as death effector domain-containing 1. Bases 623 to 1738 code for a protein of 371 amino acids. The transcript is spliced from 5 exons. Gene Ontology annotation, cellular component: nucleolus. Gene Ontology annotation, molecular function: protein binding; DNA binding. The record is from RefSeq and is a predicted model, not a curated record. NCBI's taxonomy places the organism in Eukaryota, Metazoa, Chordata, Cladistia, Polypteriformes, Polypteridae. Gene Ontology annotation, biological process: extrinsic apoptotic signaling pathway via death domain receptors; apoptotic process; regulation of apoptotic process.